AUGUUUGCCACAGCUUCCCCGGCACUCCAACGAGCUAAAGCAAUCUUGAUGAACACCUUUGAAGAGUUUGAGAAGUCAACUCUAACCGUCCUGAAUCACGACAGGAUCAUCGAAGGCUUGCCCCCACUACUGCCGAUCAUAUCAUUGGUUGAUGAAUAUGAUGACCACGACGAGGAGACCAAAUCAGAGAAUGUCAGGGAACUGUUGGGAGACUCAGUUUGGCAUGAGAAUGGAAGAAGGGGAAUGGUGAUGAAAAGUUGGGUGGACCAGGACGAGGUUCUAGCCAGCUCGUCGAUCGGGGGGUUUGUGUCGCACUGCGGGUGGAACUCGGUGACGGAGGCCAUGUGGGCCGGAGUGCCAGUGCUUGCAUGGCCUCAUAGGGGGGACCAAAGAGUAAAUGCACAGGUCGUGGAGGAGUCCGGUCUCGGGGUUUGGAUGAAGGAGUGGGGGAUGGGGACCCGGAGUGGUUUAGUAAAUGGGGAAGAGAUCGGGGAGAAGAUCGGAGAGUUCAUGAGGGAUGAGAACUUGAGGGAAAGGCUAGGAAAAUCGGGGAAGAGGCUCGGAAGGCCGUUGAUGCUGGCGGAAGCUCCCAUGAGACGAUCACCAAAGUGCUCAAGAGUCUUUAGUUUUCGAAAAUUAGAUGGGGCUAAACAUCUAUAA
Messenger RNA from Punica granatum (pomegranate), 660 nucleotides. Lineage: Eukaryota; Viridiplantae; Streptophyta; Magnoliopsida; Myrtales; Lythraceae. The record is from RefSeq and is a predicted model, not a curated record.